Molecule: messenger RNA, 10708 nt
Organism: Melanotaenia boesemani (Boeseman's rainbowfish)
Lineage: Eukaryota; Metazoa; Chordata; Actinopteri; Atheriniformes; Melanotaeniidae
Gene: plxna2
Product: plexin A2
Exons: 32
Coding region: 686-6391 (1901 amino acids)
Biological process (GO): semaphorin-plexin signaling pathway involved in axon guidance; regulation of cell shape; negative regulation of cell adhesion
Cellular component (GO): semaphorin receptor complex
Molecular function (GO): protein binding; semaphorin receptor activity
Source: RefSeq, a predicted model, not a curated record
CUACUGUACACUGAUGGAGCCGCCAGUCUGCGUGAGUCCGGCACAGUCUCGUGAGAAAGCCACGCUGCGGGUUUGAAGCGACGCUGCUGCCGAAUUACACCGGCGGAUGGUGAUGAUGGUGAUGAUGUUGGCAAGCCCCGCUCGCUCUGCUCGUGCACACAACCUUCGCCUACUGUAAAAAGAGGACGCUGACCGCCGAACUGAAGGAAUGUGGCGUCACGCCGACACGGUCCAGUAAAGUGACGCGGGGAGGUCAAUUCAGAUGCUGAAGUUUUACGCGCCGCAUUUGCAGUUAAAGUCGCCGAGAUUCGAGGUCUCCGCUUGAAUGAAUGAAUGAAUGAAUGACGCCACCACUUAACAGGUACACCCAGCAGGUAGCCUGUGUUAGAGGGAAACAGAAGUAGUGUGGAACAUAAGAUCCUAAUAGCAAAAGAAAAAAAAAAAAAAAAAAAAGAUUGGAAGCGUUUUUCCACUGUGGAUGUGAGCGCAGCGCAUCAGUUUGAAGAGCCACAGAAGACCGCAGCCGCUAUGAACCGGGAGAUCCAGUUUAAAUGAAGAGAAACAUGUGAAAACCCUUGUGACGCUUUGGCCUGCAAGUAAGCCUUCAAGAAGAAAAAGGCCAAGGUCAUCUCCCUUCUUCCUCUCAUCCAUUCUCUCUGCUUGCUCAGCAGUUUCCUCGUUAAACAUGGAGGCCCAGCAGGCUACACGCAGAACUUUAUCACCUUACCCCAAGAUGGGAGCAAUAUCUGCUCUAUUAAGCUUCUUGAUUUUAGUAAUUCCUGCCAUGACAAAUGGGCAGACGUUCAUGAGUUUCCACCCUGAACGACGGGACUGGGUUUUUAACCACCUGACAGUUCACCAAACCACAGGUGCGCUGUAUAUUGGAGCGGUCAACCGUGUGUACAAGCUCUCAGGCAACCUGACCCUCCUUGUUUCCCACGAUACAGGCCCAGAGGAUGACAAUAAGGCCUGCUACCCGCCUCUGAUUGUCCAGCCCUGUUCUGAGCCCCUGGUUUCUACCAACAAUAUCAACAAGCUUCUUCUCAUUGAUUAUUCCCAAAAUCGGUUGCUUGCCUGUGGAAGCCUUUACCAGGGUGUCUGUAAACUCCUCAGAAUGGAUGACCUCUUUAUCUUAGCAGAGCCUUCCCACAAGAAAGAGCACUACCUCUCCAGUGUCAACCAAACAGGGACUAUGUAUGGGGUCAUUGUGCCUUCACAGGGCCAGGAUGGCACCUUGUUUAUUGGCACAGCAGUAGAUGGCAAGCAGGACUACUUCCCCACUAUCUCCAGUCGAAAGUUGCCACGUGACCCAGAAUCAUCCGCCAUGCUGGACUACGAACUACACACUGACUUUGUGUCCUCCCUCAUCAAGAUACCCUCAGACACGCUGGCCCUGGUUUCCCACUUUGACAUCUACUAUGUUUACGGCUUCGCCAGCGGCAGCUUUGUUUACUUCCUGACCGUUCAGCCAGAGACGCCAGAGAACAGCAUGUCAUCCAGUGGGUCCAGCAGCGAUCUCUUCUACACGUCUCGCAUCGUUCGCCUCUGCAAAGACGACCGCAAGUUUCACUCCUACGUCUCCUUGCCCAUUGGCUGUGUAAAGAACGGCGUUGAGUACCGGCUACUGCAGGCUGCCUACCUUGGCAAGCCUGGCAGCAUGCUUGCUUCCUCCCUCAACAUCACCGCCCAGGAUGAUGUGCUUUUCACCGUAUUCUCUAAGGGUCAGAAGCAGUUCCAUCGACCGCCAGAUGACUCAGCGCUCUGCGUCUUCACCAUUCGAGACAUCAAUUCAAGAAUUAAGGAGCGCCUGCAGUCCUGCUAUCAGGGAGAAGGAAACCUGGAGCUCAACUGGCUCCUUGGGAAGGAUGUACAUUGCACUAAAGCGCCGGUGCCCAUUGAUGACUCGUUCUGUGGUCUCGACAUCAACCAGCCACUUGGUGGCUCUCAGCUGGUGACCGGCCACACUCUCUACACCGAGACUCGAGACCGCAUGACUUCUGUGACUUCCUACGUCUACAACGGCUACUGCGUUGCUUUUGUGGGCACCAAGAGCGGACAUCUAAAGAAGAUUCGUGUAGACGGCCCUCCUCAUGGUGGUGUCCAGUAUGAGACCAUAUCGGUUAUGAAGGACGGCAGCCCCAUCCUCAGAGACAUGGCCUUCUCUCUUGAUCGCAACUUCCUCUACAUCAUGUCUGAGAGACAGGUUACCCAAGUUCCCAUCGAGUCAUGUGAGCAGUACGGGACCUGUGGAGAGUGUCUCAGCUCUGGGGAUCCCCACUGUGGAUGGUGUGUCCUGCAUAACAUAUGCUCUCAGAGGAAUCGAUGUGAGCGUGCAGAUGAACCGUAUCGUUUUGCCGCUUCCCUUAACCAGUGUGUGAAGGCCACCGUCAACCCAGACAGCAUCGCCGUGUCAGAGCCAAGCGUCCCUCUGCUUGUGAUGGUGAGCAACGUUCCAGACCUUUUUGCGGGAAUCUCCUGCUCUUUUGGCAACUUAACGGAGGUUGAGGGACUAGUAAGUGGCCACCAGAUACUCUGUGUGUCUCCUGCUGCCAAGGACGUCCCCCUCAUCCCCACCGACCAAGAUUGGUCAGGCGUUGAGCUGAGGCUGAAUUCUAAGGAGACUGGUCAGAUGCUAAUCAGCACAGAGAUCAAGUUUUACAACUGCAGUGUCCAUCAGCUGUGUCUGUCAUGUGUGAACAGUGCCUUCCGCUGCCACUGGUGCAAAUACCGCAACUUGUGUACCCAUGACCCCUCCAGCUGUUCCUUCCAGGAGGGACGAGUCAACACCUCUGAGUACUGUCCCCAGCUGGUGCCCUCUGAGGAGAUUCUGAUCCCAGCUGGGGAGGUGAAGCCCAUAACCCUGAAGGCCAAGAAUCUGCCACAGCCCCAGUCUGGCCAGCGAGGCUAUGAAUGUGUCCUCCACAUCCAGGGGGUCAGCCAUCGAGUCACAGCCCUCCGUUUCAACAGCUCCAGCGUACAGUGCCAGAACAGCUCGUAUCUCUAUGAAGGAAUGAGGAUCAGUGAGCUGCCUGUGGACUUCUCAGUGGUGUGGAACGGCAACUUCAUUAUUGAUAACCCGGAGAACAUUAAAGUGCACCUGUACAAGUGUGCCGCCCAGCGGGACAGCUGUGGCAUGUGUCUGAAAGCAGAAAGGAAGUUCCAGUGUGGAUGGUGCAGUGGAGAGGGAAGAUGUACGCUGCGGCACCACUGCCCUCCAAUCAGCCCUUACACCACUCGCUGGUUGAACCUGUCCACCAAGAACGUGAAGUGUACCAACCCACGCAUCACUGAGGUAACCCCAGUGGCUGGACCCCCAGAGGGAGGGACGCGGGUGACCAUCUAUGGUACAAAUCUUGGUCUGGCUUUCUCUGACAUGGUGGGCAAUGUCGAGGUGGCAGGGGUGAGGUGUACCCCUGUAGAGGACGGCUACAUUAUUGCUGAACAGAUUGUUUGUGAGAUGGAUGCAGCUCCUGCAGACAGUAGACCUGGUCCAGUCCAGCUGUGUGUUGGCGAGUGCAGACCAGAACUGAAAGCUCGCUCUUCACAGCUCUACUCCUUCGUGACGCCAACAGUCACAGGUUUGUCUCCGAGCAGAGGUCCCGAGUCUGGAGGCACGAAAGUAACUAUAAUGGGUGAAAACCUUGGUGCUGGCAGCAGCGUCAAUGUUCAGUUUGGAAACCAGACAUGCGAGUUCUUUGGGCGAACUAUGACAGAGAUAGCGUGCUACUCUGCCCCUUCUCUGUCUGGGAUCGGCCCAGUUCAGAUCAGUGUGAGCGUGGAUCACGCCCAAAUCAAGGAGAGUCUUACGUUCGAGUACAUAGAGGACCCAACUGUCCAGCGCAUUGAGCCAGACUGGAGCAUUGCAAGUGGUCACACCCCUCUGAUGGUGACUGGGACCAAUCUGGAUGUGGUUCAGGAGCCCAGGAUCCGGGUGAAGUACGCUGGUCGAGAGUCUGUCAAUGUGUGCAAAGUGUUGAACACCACCAGCAUGUGCUGCUUUGCUCCCUCUCUGAUGGCAGAGUACCAUCCAGGUUUGGACACAGUGAAACAUGCAGACGAGUUUGGCUUCAUCUUCAACAACGUCCAGGCGCUGCUGGUCUACAACAAUACCAACCUCCUCUACUACCCCAACCCGUACUUUGAACCCCUCAGCACCACAGGUGUCCUGGAGCAAAAACCCGGCUCACCAAUCAUUCUCAAGGGCAGAAACCUGAUUCCUCCAGCGUCAGGAGGGGUGAAGCUUAACUACACGGUACUGAUAGGAGAAACUCCAUGCUCUGUCACUGUGUCUGAGAGCCAGCUGCUAUGCGAGCCCCCCAACCUCACCGGGCAAUACAAAGUCGUGGUUCAAGUAGGUGGCCUCCACGUGUCUCCAGGAGCGGUUCACAUUAUGUCUGACAGCCUGCUGACCCUUCCAGCCAUUGUUAGCAUCGCAGCAGGUGGAGGUCUCCUCCUCAUCAUCGUCAUCCUUGUCCUCAUCGCCUACAAGAGAAAGUCGCGUGAAAAUGACCUCACCCUCAAGCGCUUGCAAAUGCAAAUGGACAACCUGGAGUCACGAGUUGCCCUGGAGUGCAAAGAAGCCUUUGCAGAGCUGCAAACAGACAUAAAUGAGCUUACCAGUGACCUCGACAGAGCUGGUAUCCCCUAUCUGGACUACAGAACAUAUGCCAUGAGAGUCCUCUUCCCCGGCAUAGAGGAUCACCCCGUCCUCAGAGAACUUGAGGUGCCGGGUCAUGGCCAGCAGAAUGUUGAAAAAGCCUUGAAGCUGUUUGGUCAGCUCAUCAACAACAAAGUUUUCCUGCUCACCUUCAUCCGAACGCUAGAAAUGCAGCGAUCUUUCUCCAUGAGGGACCGUGGAAACGUGGCUUCACUCAUCAUGACCGCCCUUCAGGGACGACUGGAGUACGCCACUGAUGUCCUCAAACAUCUGCUGUCAGACCUGAUUGACCGCAACCUGGAGAGUAAAAACCACCCCAAACUGCUGCUGCGCAGAACAGAGUCUGUUGCAGAGAAGAUGCUUACCAACUGGUUUGCCUUCCUCCUUCACAAAUUUCUCAAGGAGUGUGCCGGGGAGCCUCUAUUCAUGCUGUACUGCGCCAUCAAGCAGCAGAUGGAAAAGGGGCCCAUCGACGCCAUCACCGGAGAGGCCCGCUACUCCCUGAGUGAAGAUAAGCUCAUCCGCCAGCAGAUCGAGUACAAAACCCUAAUCCUAAACUGUGUGAACCCAGACAACGAAAACAGUCCAGAGAUUCCAGUCAAGGUACUAAACUGUGACACAAUCACCCAAGUGAAGGAGAAGAUACUAGACGCCGUUUACAAGAACAUGCCCUAUUCUCAGCGGCCGCGUGCUGUCGACAUGGACCUUGAGUGGCGUCAGGGACGAAUGGCCCGCGUGGUGUUGCAGGACGAAGACAUCACAACAAAGAUUGAAAAUGACUGGAAAAGACUCAACGCUCUCUUGCACUACCAGGUGUCCGACCGCUCCGUUGUGGCUUUGGUGCCCAAGCAGACCUCAUCAUACAACAUCCCUUCCUCAGCCAGCAUAUCACGUACAUCCAUAAGCAGAUAUGACUCUUCAUUCCGCUACACGGGGAGCCCGGACAGCCUCCGCUCACGCGCUCCCAUGAUCACCCCUGAUUUAGAAAGCGGCGUUAAGGUGUGGCACUUAGUGAAAAACCACGAACACGGAGACCAGAAGGAAGGAGAUCGGGGAAGCAAGAUGGUCUCUGAGAUUUAUCUCACACGACUGCUAGCCACUAAGGGCACGCUACAGAAAUUUGUUGAUGAUCUUUUUGAGACGUUGUUCAGUACGGUCCAUCGAGGGAGUACUCUUCCCCUGGCCAUCAAAUACAUGUUUGACUUCCUGGAUGAGCAGGCAGACAGACAUGGCAUUUAUGACACAGAUGUGCGUCAUACAUGGAAAAGCAACUGCCUUCCAUUACGUUUCUGGGUGAAUGUGAUCAAGAACCCGCAGUUUGUGUUUGACAUCCAUAAGAGCAGCAUCACAGACGCCUGUCUAUCUGUAGUUGCUCAGACCUUUAUGGAUUCUUGCUCCACAUCAGAGCACCGCCUUGGCAAAGACUCCCCAUCAAAUAAGCUGCUCUAUGCUAAAGAUAUCCCCAAUUAUAAGAGCUGGGUAGAGAGGUACUAUGCUGACAUCAACCGGCUGCCAGCCAUUAGCGACCAGGACAUGAAUGCCUAUUUGGCAGAACAGGCCAGACUCCACUCCACAGAGUUCAACAUGCUCAGUGCUCUCAAUGAGAUCUACUCUUAUGUUAGCAAGUACAGUGAGGAGAUCACUGCAGCACUGGAGCAGGACGAACAGGCGAGGAAGCAGAGGUUGUCCUACAAGGUGGAGCAACUCAUCUCUGCCAUGUCUCUGGAGAGCUGAGGGUGACCUCUCCUCAAAUAGAAAGUGGAGAAAAAAAAGACGAGACCACAGUCUCUACAGGACCUCCCGGAAAAGGUUGUUGCUUACCUCUCAUCGUGGGAACUACAUCCACGAACCAAGCCUGAGACCUCUGUAUCUACAGCCGGACAAACAUAAAACUACUUUAGUUUGUAAUUCUCCCACCUCUUUUCAUAAUGGUGCCAGCGAAGGCCCCCUCCCCCAGACUGAAACAGAGGCUCUGCUGCUGGAAAUGAUAACGGUAUAUGUAAGAAAUGUUUGCUAAGAAAGCAACAACAUGGCUUUGGUUUGUUAUUGUAGUUUGUUGAUUAGUUUCUUUUUCUCAGUUUGGCAGAAAGUUGUACAUUGUGUGGGUGUUGACAUGAGUGGGUGUGUAUGAGUGUGUGUCAUAUUGAAGACUGUGAGACCAAAUGGAGAAACAGAUUUAGUCUCUACUAAGUUGCAGCUCAUAUCCGAGUGUGAAACGGAGAGAAAAAAAAAAGUGAAAGGCAGAUCUCACCUCGGACAGCUGAGAUUUUAUUUUUCUACUCUGUACAUUUAAAUACUCUCAGUUGCAGUUAAAAAUAUCCGCCAGGCAUCCCAGACAACAUUGAUUUUUGUAUAAAGAUGUAAAGAGUGUCACACAUCUGGGCAGCUUGGUGAUAAAACUGGCCAUGGUCCAUGUCUUCUCUCAUUCCUUCACUUCUUGGACUAAUGCUUCACACAAAAUCCUGCUUUAUAUUUAAUCUAAAGUGUACAGGAAAUCAUCGUGUAGGAGUCGGUGGAACUCCACUUGUGAAGGUCACAGUUCAGCCAGCAUGCUUGCACCUAAACUGAGGAUGAUGGAGAUUAAAUGUACUGUGUAUUUAGGAGGUGACUACAGAUCAGCAUCACUCUGGUGUUCAUGGCUUUCUUCAGCAGUUUGGUCAUCUGUGUAUGUACCACUCAAAUGCCAAUCAGUGUAUGUGAAUGUACCUUUUUUUAUUUGUUUAUAUGUCUUUUUGAGUUGUGCCAAUAAUAUUGGUUCAGUUGAACUGAGCUACGUAGAUAUUUGCUGAUAUUUGUCCUCUUAUUUUGUCCAUUCUGGCCUCUAAUCCUUUCAGGUUACUUAGGGUGAACAGUUUUUUGCUAGAAGAGAGAGAGUGCAUCUGCAUUGUGCCUGUUACUGCUUUAAUCUGCAGCCUGUUAAGUACGUUAAGUACAUUAUGUGCAGCCACAGCAGCAGCUAUUCGAACUCCAGUGAAAGAAACUGGCUUCUGAUGGCUUAAACGCCCAUAAUAUUCCCCCUGUGUGCAUCUUUUAGGGAAGUUUAUUUGUAGUGCAUGCACUUAAAAAUGUUUAAGCGUCCAUUAUUGGUUUUAUGAAGUGCCAAUGAGUCAUGCCAACUUAAGAUGGCCAUUUGAGAUGUUACUGUAGUCAAAGGGAGAUCUUAUCGGAGCAUCAUUUAUGGAUUUAUAGUUUUAGUCUGGAUAAUAAGAAUUCUGUGUGGGGUCUAGUUUGACUAAGUGCCAAAAGAUACUUGUGUUUCCAACUGUUCAUUAAUGUGUCACAAUCGGUUUAUGCUUUAUGGAGGACAUAUUUUUUGUUGUACAGACGGAAGCAUAAUGAAACUGGAAUAGUGAGUUUUGAAAGGUAAAAAAGGUACGAAACCUAAACUGGAACAAGGGAACGGAGGAGGUUUCAUUCUGCAUGGAUGCAUCUCCUGACUUAAAGCCAAACUGUCAAUAGCUAAAAGGCUAAUGCUAGCUUCCAGACUUCAGCUGGAUGCCAACAAACUGUAGAUUCCAUCCUGUGGAUUGGUGAUUUCAUUUUCUUCCAACACAUAUGUUUGCUUAUUGUUUACAUCAAGUACUUGAAAAUAGGUCAUUUUAAAGGCGUGUGUGUUGAGAGCAUGGAAAGUUGGACGAAAGGUGCUUCUUUUCUCUGUGGCCUUAGAGACCCACCCACUUAGCAUCCCCCAUCUUAUUAGUUCUCAGCCAGGACCCAGUCCACUCAGUGCUGCAGAGUCCAUUGAGUUUUUCUCUGGUAUAUGGCACUGAGACACAGCUGAGAACUGUGGGAUAAAGCAAGAGGAAAUGGGAAGAGGGUAUGGCCUGGCUGAGGCAGACUUUGCCUCAUGCAACACUCCGCUCGCCCGAGCUGUUUGAAGAGAAGUGUUGAGAAAUGAGGAGCGAUGGAGGGGUAGAAAGAGAGAGAACCCCUUUAGCUUUGGUUUCCUGCUCCAGCUUUGAAGCUGCUCUUUGAUCUGAGUCAGUUGUGUGCACAGUGUGAUCAGGAGAAAACAUCAAACUAACAGGCGAGGAGAAAUGUCAGGUGAGGUGAGGAUUGAGAUGCAGUUAGUGUCUCCGGCCAGCGGGGGCAGAAGCGAGUUAGAGGAGUUGGAAUUUGUUCCCUCAUCUGAAAAGAGUAUCUGCUAACAGAAGAAGCUGUUUAUCCACACAAAAGAAUAAAAACUGGUGACCAUAUCUCAUAACUCUGACUUUGUAUCAAGUGGGUUUAUGAAUGUUUAUUUGCAAUAAACACAAGAGAUAAUGAUAUCCUCAGAAAGGGUAAAUCACACCAAACUUUUUUGGAAACAAACAUCUCGCCUCUGUGUUCAAAUCUGACCUUAAAACUAACUUGUAGUUGUCUUUAGAACAACAGAAUAGACCUGCAGCUUUAUUUAAUGCAGGAUUUUUGUCUCACAUUCUUCCCUCUGGGCAUCCUCUGCAAUACAACUGACCUUUUGCUGGUGGAGAGGGAAGAAGUACCUUCCCAAUUAAAGAAAAAAGAAUCUGACAAAGCUUCCCCUACUUAUUAGUUUAAAGCAAGUUCUUGCAAAAAUAUGACAGUUUUCUCCUGAAAUUCAUAAGAUCUCUUCUGAGAACCAUUGGGAUCCAUUUGAGAAAAAUGUCUCCAGUUUUUUUUUUUCUUUUACAUUUUGUGUGAUUGCAGUUUAAAUUCAAAAUCACUUUAUUUGUCCCUGAGGGGCAAUUUUUGGUCAUGCUGAGUAACGUGUUAGUGGAAACAAGAACAAAGGAUCACACAGUGAUGACAAGAUAAGUCAAAGUGGUGGUGCAGUGCACUUCUGUAUCUUUUUGCUCCUUGAUCUUCUAAUAGCCGUCUAAAGAUACAAUGAUGCACAUACACAGAACAUAAGCAAAGCAUAAAGCAUCUUCCUUUUGAUUAUGGCGUCUUCCCAGUUUCAGCGAAUAGAAUUGUAUCCUCCUCAUACCUCACAUUGCUUGUAUGGAGUAAUGCUUUUUGUCAUUAUAACAGGACCUUAAUGCCUUUUCCUCUUCCAAGGAAUGAACUAUGUGUUUAACAGAGUCCUUCCAACUGUUAGAUGAGCUCACCUGUAUGCAGGAGUGUGAUUAACAAAAUCAGACACACAGACUGGUUAAAAAUGGCUUUGAUUUUUUUAUUUUAUUUUCUCUCAGAGAUAAUAUCAGGAUGUUUCUCUUUGUCCAGAGGUCUUUGCAUGCAUUUUGAUUCAAGCUUUAGUUCUGCCUGUUAUUCUAUAUUGAUCUGCACCAUAAUUAAGUCUUCAGUAAUUCCUCCAUUUGUUAAUGUCUUAAAUCAUGGCUGAAUGCACCUUUUUAUGUGAAAGAGACUUGUUUUCUUUGCUGUUGUUUCUAAAUGAUCUCCUGCAUGUGUUUCCAUGCUGUACACCUAUUUCUCAAAACUUUUUUAAUUUAGUUUAACAGAGAGGAACGUUUCUUUCUGCAGUGCAGAAUCCCUUUUACCUGCCAGUUGUGUGAUAUUUGGAGAGAUGCUCACGAACACUACAUCAUUUCAGAUGAAGCAGGUUCCUCAUUAAACUUGCUUCAUGCACUUUUCUUUUUCCUUCCGGUGAAACGUGUUGCCAAGCAGACGUUUUGGUUUGGACUGGCUCGACAUGCCUCAUCCAAAUCAAAGCUUUUCCUGAUGUUUUCUGUUUGUCUCACUUUACGGCAUCAGACAGAGGAACUGAAAUCCCGAUCGGUGUAUUACACUCAAUAUAAAAUGAGUAUCCUUCCAUUUUAAACACAUUGUAAACAAACCCUUUGUAGACACUGGAGUACUGUAAAAUAGUAAUUACUGGCAAUGAUAAUGAAGAUGAUGACGACGAUGAUGAUAAUAAUAAUGGCUGUCUGUUUUUGUUUUAUAAAAGUGUUGUGAAAAUUGUAAGAAACUUAAAGUAUUUAAAAAGGUUGUUCUCUUGUUUUUAUUUGCUUUGAUUUUGUUAUUAUAAUAUAUUAUUGUGUACCUAUUGUAAAUAUGAAGCACACCUAUUUUGCAAGCCAAGGAUUCACUUUGUACUGUUGUUAUAUAUAAAUAAACUUUGCUGGUUAAAAAUUG